UAGAGACCGCAUCGGCAGCUCCUAGCAGGAUGUCUCGGUAGUAUCGGUCGAUCUUUUGCCCCUGUGUCCGCGCGAUUUCCUGUGUGUUUUGGUGCGGAGCCGCUUUAGCGAAGCCAAGAUGUCUGGGAUAGCGUCGGGACUCACGACAAAGGGCAGCAGCCGACUGAAAAAGAAGCACUUCAAGCCUAAACAUCAGAAGGCAAAACUCUUCCGAGCCAACGAGCCGCUGCUCAGUGUUUUUAUGUGGGGUGUCAACCACACCAUUAAUGGCCUCACGCAUGUCAACGUUCCGGUCAUGCUUAUGCCCGACGACUUCAAGGCCUUCACCAAAAUUAAGGUGGACAACCACCACUUCAACAAGGAGAACAUGCCAAGCCAUUUCAAGGUUAAGGAGUACUGCCCAUUGGUCUUCCGAAACUUAAGAGAAAGGUUUGGCAUCGAUGAUUCUGUUUUCAUGAACUCCAUUACCAAGUCACAGCCAAUAGCAGUGGAGUCGACUGGACGCAGUGGCUCCAAGUUCUAUCAGUCCUACGAUCGCCUUUUCAUCAUCAAGACCCUGCUCAGUGAGGAAGUGGAACAGAUGCACGUCCUUCUCAAAGAAUACCACCCGUAUGUGGUGGAGAGGCACGGGAAGACGCUGCUACCGCAGUAUCUGGGAAUGUACCGGCUCACUGUUGAAGGAGCGGAGACCUACCUCGUUGUAAUUCGCAACAUCUUCAGCAGCCACUUGAACGUCCACGUCAAGUAUGACCUUAAGGGAUACCUGAGUGCUAAGCCUCGCCCGUUGUUAAAGCACAGGUCGUCAUCUGGCCUUAUCCAGGGUUCUACAGUGGACAGGGAAGCAAGUGAAAAAGAAAGGGAAAAGGACAUUCCCACAUUGAAAGACAAUGACCUCGUCAAAGAUGGCACCAAAGUACAUAUUGGUGUCGACGCCAAGGAACGGUUCUUGGAGCUUCUUACAGCUGACGUCAAUUUCCUGGCCCAGAUGAACGUGAUGGACUACUCGCUCUGCCUUGGCAUCCAUGACGUGGAGCGGGCGGAGCAGGAAGCCCUCGAACGGGAGCGGGUCGAAGCGCUCAUGGAGGAAGCUGACAAUGGCACAGGUGGCAGCGAUGCCCUGCCCCAGUCCGAGGAGGACGAGGACUCCGCAGGAUCGGGGCUGGCCGACGCUGUACCUACUCCACCUGACUCGCCAGGAGGACGCUUUCGCAAUGAGCUGGGCAUUUCGAAUGGGCUUUUCAACUCGGCGAGGGACAUCUAUGCCAUUUGCAGUCUUGACGGUGCUGGAAAGAAAGAAGUGUACUUCAUGGCUCUAGUGGACGUGCUCACACAUUACGGUGUGAAGAAACGCACUGCGCAAGCAGCAAAGACAAUGAAGCACGGCGCAGGGGCAGAAAUCUCGACGGUGCAUCCGGAGCAGUACGCCAAGCGCUUUCUCGACUUCAUCUCCAAAGCGAUAGACUAGUGCACCUGUGGGCAGUGGUGUUGUGCUGUGUGCAUGUGUGUAAGCUCUUUUCUGGAGGGUGAAAAAAAAGGGGAAGUACUUCGUUUCCAUUGCGAGGAACCGACUCGUAAUCACCGUGAAUUUGUUUUUCACCUCGCCUUGAUGGCUGCCUAUGAUAUGUAUAUUAUUUUGUUCGUCUCGAUUGUGUAAAACCUUGGGCAUUCUGCAUGGCGCCCUCUCUUUUUUUUUUUUCUCAAUGUGCCCCUCGACCUGACUGCUUGUGAGGCGGUGUAUACCACAGGAGUGCUGCGGGUGCACGGGCAGAGCUCUUCUUUGUUUUGCAAAACCCUAGUUUCCUGAGAGCUCAAAGCUUCCGGGAACCAACAGCGACCGUAGUGUUUGUGGCAGUACCCCGUGCUGUGAUUUUUUGCCCCUUUUCUCUCCCUGCUUUCCUUCUUGCCCACGGAAUCUGCUUCGCAACAAGCACUACGUCUUUGCUCGCCAUUUUGUAGAGGUUGCGCACUAGUAGGUCGCUGCGUUAGCGUUACUGGUGCAAAACUGUUCAACGAACUAAACGGCAAACUGCUACUGACAGUGUUCCAGUGCAUGGCACUUGUUCCAUUCUGGUGCCACUGUUUGUCACCAGAAAUUUACCGUAGUCACUUUCCCGGCACCCUGUAAUGCUUGCUGAACUGCUUUUUAGAUUCGCAUCGGUAGCUUAGGAUAAUAUAAGUAUGUGUCUGUACAAAAUGCUUUCCGCGGGCUGUCUUCGAUCAGACUGCACUGUACUUGCGGGUGCAAGGGAGCCGUAGAUCUGUUGAUGGCAUCGCAGCUUCAUCACAGGUGUCUUGGCUUAUGUCUUUCCAUGCACUGCUUUGGCAGGAUGUUCUUGAAUGGGGCUGAAGCGGGAUUGUCUGGCACUGCUUGCUUGCAAUGCAGCAGCUAUGCUAUUUGAGGAGCUUGUCUUGCACGCGGCAGGCUUAAGGUCAUGGAUGUGUGCAAGUGUGGCCAAGGGCGGUGCAAAGAUCGUUUAUGUGGUGAACGCCAACCGAUUUCUGCAGUUUAUUGUCUCUGUGUCGAGGUGUUUAGCGAGCUGAUGCAUGUGAUCAUUGCUGUGCUUCUUUUUGUCUAACUUUCUCUCGUACUGCAAGUGUGAAUGGUCAUUUGUGUGGUACGUUGUGCACAUUGACUGAACUGUCUUGCUGUCUCGUUUUUAUUAAUCAUUGCUGAGCUGGAGACCUUGAGUGCUUCUGCUCAUGCUGUUUCGAAGAUAGCAAAAGCUCAAGACAUGCUCAGACUUGUAGCAGUGAAUGUCCUUGUUUCAGCCUAAGCUCUUAUUUAAUGCCUGCAGACAUAAAUGCUGCCCCUUACCUGUUGGUGUAGUCUAGUUCUUACAUUACCACUGUUAAGUUUUUAUUAAUCUGUAAGACUGCUAUGUCAGUUUCUUUUCGGAGAGUGUGAAAGGUGUUGGAAGGACCUUCACGCAGACGCAGGUUCAGUAUUGCUUCUGUGUCUGAUACACAGUAUAUAUGGGAAUUUUGUAUGUCUGAUAGCUGUGCAAGGUUAAUUAUUCGUCUUUUAGAGCCAUACUGGCACCUCCUUUUUCUCAAGCUUUAUGCAUCACCUUUCUAGCGAGAUUGAGAAGUGAACAACACGCUUACUGCUAAUGUGUCAUGUGUUCGUGUUGUCCGUCUGUGUGCAUGCAUUGUGCAACACUAGUGAAUCGUGUGGUACAGUUCUUUUUCUCUAUCUCCCAAACUACACAACUAGUCCUAAUUCCUGACCAAUCACAAUCGCACUGUCAUUGAUGCCAUGUCGUUUAUGUCAUGUGACUCCCCCGAGCUGCUUCCGUGCUUUGUCGCAUCGGGAGCACUGCUGUGCCGCUCCUGCAACAAAACUUUUAUGCCACCUUUCUCGAGCUGCCGACAAAUGUCUCUUAUUUGUCUGGACAGUCCAGUCAUAUUGCAGUGGAUACGAAGAACCUGGAUUUCGCGAAUUCUCGUGCGCGGGUGUUGGCGUUGUGGACAGUCAAGCUUCCUCUUGCGCAGAAUGUCGACAAUAGGAAGGGUACUGUAAGUAGACAAAGAUUAAUAAUACUCAGUGCUAUGUUACGUGUAUAUCAUACUGCCAGUGUUAUCCCGCGUGACACUGCUCUCAACUGCAUUACUCACGGAAGUCCCUAGUAACACUCUCCGUAAGCUUUGUUUUAGCGUUUCCGUGCGUGCCGUCGUGUAUCUAGCAGUGCAAUUUCUGUUUGCCCGUGUCCUCUCAAAGAGUUCGCUGCCGAGCUUCCCUAAAACAUGUGUUUUGAAUGUCGAGCGUAAAACUUUGUCGAACAAAGCGAGUUGUAUCAUCAAGUAGGACAGUCGUCGUGCAGCAGUGAUCUGCGUACGAAUAAAUGCAAGCAAAACUGUGUGUGUAUGUACACCCAUGUACAAGAGAAAUUGGGAUGCUUCGGCUUCAAAAGUUGGUGUUGCGGAGUGGAGACGUUCGAGUUUGUGGCAAAAAAGAAGAAACAGAAUGGCCCUAGCGUUUACGGAGGUUGUGAUCUUCUUCAAAACAUGUUUGGUCUUUCUUUCCUCAUUGCUAUGCAUCAGGGCUCAAAUUGAAAACAAAUGCAUCAAAUGCUGACAGGCGCAAACCAUUGAUGACAGCAUUCCGUGUGGUGCACCAAGCCUGCUUUGUAAUCUGCUCUGGAAACUUGCACACCGGUUGUGCAUGUAUGCAGGCACUCAACGUGUGGCCUGUGAUGUGCUACAUGUUGGCAAAAAUUGGUGUCUUUGGUGUCUUGUGGUAGUGUGCUAAUCUGUAGUUGCUUCCAAGUAGUAAGCAUUGCGUAGUGGUUUGGAGCGUAAAAAUGUUCCGAAUCAACUAGGUCACUGGUGUCCUAGUUUACCUUUGCCACUGGGACAGGAGGAGGAAAAGCUGCAUUGCUUUCAUGCUGCAACGUUGCCAUACCUGAAACAAAGGGGCAGCCUCACAAAGACCCCUCACUUGUGUAUUAUUUUCGUGUACAUAUGUUUAUUUCUAUGACACUUGAAUAAAUUUUUAGAGAUACAAAG
Rhipicephalus microplus (southern cattle tick) is the source of this 4506-nucleotide messenger RNA. It is a transcript of the gene PIP4K, whose product is annotated as phosphatidylinositol 5-phosphate 4-kinase. Gene Ontology annotation, molecular function: 1-phosphatidylinositol-4-phosphate 5-kinase activity; 1-phosphatidylinositol-5-phosphate 4-kinase activity. Gene Ontology annotation, biological process: phosphatidylinositol phosphate biosynthetic process. Gene Ontology annotation, cellular component: plasma membrane. The record is from RefSeq and is a predicted model, not a curated record. NCBI's taxonomy places the organism in Eukaryota, Metazoa, Arthropoda, Arachnida, Ixodida, Ixodidae.